AUGCCAGCAGCAAAGGCUAAUAAUCUUCCCGACAGUGAGGUGUAUCCAUCUAAUCUUGAAACAGUUCAAUCGAUCCUUCGAGUGGCCGAUGACUUGCAUCCCACGCAUCCUCGGAUCUCUUACUUAUGUGUGUGUGGUGCGCUUGAGGAGUUGAGAAAGAUUGACCCCUUAAGUGUACUUAUUCCUGGAAUAGGCCCAGCGCCAAUGCCUCUCUGGCCUAGACCUACUGAAGGUGUCCAAGCUUCCACAACUUGUAUGGUCAGAUCUGCCAGAUGUGAUCUUCUCAUAUCUGCAUGCCCUAGCGCUCUUGCUCUCUACCAAGUCUUGGAGCAUCUUUCGAAAGAAGUUCAACUGCCUCCUCAGGUUUUGGAAGCCCACGAUGAAGUGAAACGGUUCGCCAAGAUCUUUGUGCCUUACCGCAUAUAUCCCAACGAUCCUUAUAGUGAUGAUCAUCUUAGUAGGAGUACUCCUGAGAUGAUAGCUUUUGAAGACUUACUUGGUGUAAAGGUCUUCUCCAGGCUCGAUGCUAAUAAUCGUAAAAUAAUAAAAAAACAGCCCUUGCCCAACCCACGAGAAGCUUGUCCACCGAAAACCCAAGGCCAUAACAAAUCCGAAAAUAUGAUUACUGGCAAUACGCCAGUGGGCAAGCCUAGCGGGAUCGGGAUCGGAGGAUGGGCAGAGCCAGAUAUAGUGCCGCCAUUGCUUGUUAUCUUUUGGUCUCUUCUUUUCUUUUGUUUCUGGUCUUUUUCAAGAGAAAAUAUGGAAAAAUAA
This is a messenger RNA of Microthlaspi erraticum, 771 nucleotides long. Lineage: Eukaryota; Viridiplantae; Streptophyta; Magnoliopsida; Brassicales; Brassicaceae. The record is from the annotation of a GenBank genome assembly.